UCGUAAUUUUUAGUGCAAAAAUUGACUAUACGUCGUUCGAGUUUGAUUUUUUUUCAAAAUAAAUUUUAAUUUAUUAAUAUCUCGUUUUUUAUUUUUUUGGAUUUUAAUGUGAUAUAGUUUAUUAAUUAUUACAGAGGAUUCGCGCAAAAACCAUAGAGUUCUAUUUUUCACACAGGAACAAUGAUCCAGCUAAACCGUUUGAUCAUCGUUGCGAUUUAUAUUUAUUAUGUCGAAGCGUCCGACUUACUUUCAAAGAUUACGAGUUACAGAGAAAUGGAACAAAAAACGGCCAACGCUGCGUACAAUGAUCAGUUACAAAUAUUGAACAAUGAGCACAAUACUAUGGAGAAGUAUUAUUUAAAAUUCAAAAAUAUAUUCCAAAACAUUACCGAUGAAUUAGAAUACGAAGAAUGGUCUUCGAAUUUGUUUUUGAACAAUAUUGAUUUAAAUAAUAACAAAAUAUUUUUCCAAAACGGCAGCUGCCGGCACAAUUCGUACCAAGAAUAUAAAAACGUUCACGAAUAUUAUUUGGACAACGUUUACAUUCAUCCAUCAAGGUUAAUACCGAUAGUUGCGAAAAUUAAUGCACUGAUCGACGAAGAAGUUCGGUUUUUACGAUCGCAGAAUGAAAAGUUAAAAAUCAGCUUGACAACAAAUAAAAACAGUCACGACAAAAACAUGGAUAGUUUGGAUGCAAGUUCAAAGCUGCCGCAGAAGUAUCACAGUACCACAGAAGAACCAGAGCCAGACGUAGAACUGACGGAUGGUAAUGAUGAAAUUGAAACUACUACACCUUAUACGGAGGAAAAUACGGAAGAAAAUACGGAGGAAAAUACGAAGAGAAAUGUGGAAUAAUAUGUUUAAUUAUAAAUUUAGUGGGCUAUUUAUUACUAUUUUUAUACAAUAUAUCACUGAUUAUGUACAUUGUAUUAUCCAAAA
Messenger RNA from Sipha flava (yellow sugarcane aphid), 939 nucleotides. RefSeq lists its product as uncharacterized. The coding region runs from base 181 to 855 and encodes 224 amino acids. NCBI's taxonomy places the organism in Eukaryota, Metazoa, Arthropoda, Insecta, Hemiptera, Aphididae. The transcript has 2 exons. The record is from RefSeq and is a predicted model, not a curated record.